UGUCGCUGUUGUCAGACAAAUUGACUCUAGAUGUGCGCCUGUCGGUUUAAAGUUGCACCGGAAGUCUGCUCGUCCUCUUCUACCAGGCCGAUCCAACAUGGGACGAGUCAGGACCAAGACGGUGAAGAAGGCCGCCAGGGUCAUCAUCGAGAAAUACUACACCCGGCUGGGAAAUGACUUCCACACCAACAAGAGGGUGUGUGAGGAGAUCGCCAUCAUCCCGAGCAAGAAGCUUCGCAACAAGAUUGCUGGGUAUGUGACACAUUUGAUGAAGAGAAUCCAGAGGGGUCCAGUCAGAGGAAUCUCCAUCAAGCUGCAGGAGGAGGAGAGGGAGAGGAGGGACAACUAUGUCCCAGAGGUGUCUGCUUUGGACCAGGAGCUCAUUGAAGUGGAUCCAGACACCAAGGAGAUGCUGAAGCUGCUGGACUUCGGCAGCCUGUCAAACCUGCAAGUCACCCAGCCCACUGUCGGCAUGAACUUCAAGCAGCCCCGAGGAGUCUAGCUUCUGUAAAGUAUCUUCCUAAUAAAAACCGUUUGGGACAAACA
This is a messenger RNA of Oryzias latipes (Japanese medaka), 546 nucleotides long. Its product is annotated as 40S ribosomal protein S17-like. Gene Ontology annotation, biological process: translation. Gene Ontology annotation, molecular function: structural constituent of ribosome. The record is from RefSeq and is a predicted model, not a curated record. Lineage: Eukaryota; Metazoa; Chordata; Actinopteri; Beloniformes; Adrianichthyidae. Gene Ontology annotation, cellular component: ribosome.